Messenger RNA from Schistocerca piceifrons (Central American locust), 1331 nucleotides. Its product is annotated as ribonuclease kappa-B. The record is from RefSeq and is a predicted model, not a curated record. Bases 120 to 413 code for a protein of 97 amino acids. Lineage: Eukaryota; Metazoa; Arthropoda; Insecta; Orthoptera; Acrididae. The transcript is spliced from 3 exons. Gene Ontology annotation, molecular function: RNA endonuclease activity.
AUCACAUGAGUAACAAGUGAAGGCGUAACCAACCCAGAUACAUUUCAUGGGCAUAGACGGGAGUUGAGGAAGAAGUUUUUUUAUUAAACUUUGAACAACGGGGAAGUAUAGUGUUAAUAAUGAAGUUCUGUGGACCAAAACUGUCACUCUGCGGACUUAUUAUAAGCGUGUGGGGUAUCAUACAACUUGUACUUAUGGGUAUAUUUUAUUAUGUACGGAGUGUGGCAUUGGCAGAUGAUCUUCCUGGUGUUGAAAAGGAAUUUGAGAAUCUUAGCGAGUUCUAUGCUGCUGCUGAUGCAGGGUACUUGCAGAAUGCCUACAACUGUUGGAUUGCAGCAUGCCUCUACAUUUUCACACUUCUAAUAUCAGGACAUCAGUUUUAUGUUAAUAGUCGCUCAUCUUUAAGUAUGUGAGACACUGAACAAGUAAAUGAAAAAAUUAUCAAAUUUCUUCCAUUUUCUUGGUCCAAUCACCUGAAAGAAAUAUGUAGCCUCACAUUUUAAAUUUUGAAAUCCAGGUGAACCAGACAAGUAUUUCUGUAAAAGUAAGUUUGGUAUAAGUAAUGCAUACUUAGUGAAGUUUCAUAAUUUAUUCGUUUUGAGUAACAAUGCUCAAUUAUCUUUUAAAACUAAGGUGGUAACAGGCAUUACAGUUUUUUCAUUUUGAAUAUAUCAGUAUUAGCCAUGGUGUAAUUGUUUCCCAAAUGCUUACAAGAAGUCGUAUCUAAAUAGGUUAAUGAUGCUAGUGAGGUUUUGUUUUUCAAAGGUUGAAAGUUUCAAAGAUUUCAUUGUAAAUGUGUAUCAUAGAUAAUUAUUAUAGCGGUAAAAUAAUCUAAGUUUAUAUGAAAAUUGUGUGUUGAUACUGUACGUAAUAGGACAGUUGCAUUUGCUGUAAAAGUAUAUACUUCACUAUUUUCUUUCUCUCUCUCUCUCUUUAUUUUUUUACAAAGAGUUUUCACUACAAACUGUUGAUAAUUUUGCAGUUGAAAACAAAAUGCACAAUUCAGUGGAUAUAGGGCAUUUUAUGAUUAUUAGUAUUUCAGUAUUGAAAAUGUGCAGAAUUAAUUAUUUCCACUGUUGCAUUUUUAUGCAGAUAGAAAUACUGUUUUAGUUCUGUGUGAUAGUUUAAUUUUAUAACUAGAACACUCUACUCUGUGUAUUUAUAAGAUUUGCUGCUGAAUAAUUACAUUCCUGUAUUUGAAAGAUGAGAGAACUUUAUCUUAAGGAUGCUGGUAACUUUUUACAACCAGACAACAGGAAAUUGUCAUUUUUCUCUCAACCAUGAUGUAAAUACUUCCUUGUGUAAAUAAAGCUUUGUUUGUGAAACAGUCA